GGCGGAGGCUGCGCCGUGGGGUUGGCGUGGCUUUCCGGCUCUGUUCGCGACGCUUGGGAGGAUUGUGGGGGCGCUGUGCUGCCGCCUCUGGUCUCUGUUCCGUGUUCCUUCCGUGCACUCAGGGGUCCGUCCCUUGCCACCUUUGUGCCCCCACGCUUGUCAGUCCCCGACUUCCGCUCUGGGAGCCCUGGCUGGGUGCCGAGAGGGGGGGCUGUGUCGGGUGCGACCGCCCCUACCCUUCCCACAAGGCAGCGUCCUGUGAAAAAGAAAGGUACUGAUUAGGAUGAAUGUGAUUUGGAGAAAUUAUAUUUCCUGUCCAAGGAUAAGAAAAGUACCUCACAGAUACCAAAGUGGUUGUCACCCAGUGGCCCCUCUGGGAUCAAGGAUUUUAACUGAUCGAACAAAAGUUUUUGAACAUAACAUGUGGGAUCACAUGCAAUGGUCAAAAGAAGAAGAAGAAGAAGCCAGAAAAAAAGUAGAGGAAAACUCAGCUGUGCGAGUCCAUUUGGAAGAGCAAGUUAAGUAUGAGUGUGAAGCCAGUAAAUAUUGGGACACGUUUUACAAGAUUCAUAAGAAUAAGUUUUUCAAAGAUCGUAAUUGGCUAUUGAGGGAAUUCCCUGAAAUUCUUCCAGUUGGUCAGAAAACUGAAGAGAAGGUGAAAGAAUUAUCAUGGAAUCAUGUAAAAAUUAAUGCUGAAAGUUUUUUCUCAAAAAUGCACUGCCCUACUAUGCCUGAAGAAAAAAAUCAUUAUAAAGAAAGUUCUGGCUCAUCAGAUGGUCAAAGCAAAGCAGGAUCUGACUUUUCUAAACUGGACUCUGAAGAAUACAGAGAAAGACCUCUGAAGACUGAAUUAUUUCCUGGUAGCAAUGCUACUUUCAGAAUCCUUGAGGUUGGCUGUGGUGCUGGGAAUAGUGUUUUUCCAAUUCUGAACACUUUGCAGAAUGUGCCAGAGUUCUUUCUUUAUUGUUGUGAUUUUGCUUCUGGAGCUGUGGAGCUAGUAAAGUCUCAUGCAUCGUAUAGAGCAGCCCAGUGCUGUGCCUUUGUUCAUGACGUUUGUGACCACAGCUUACCCUACCCUUUUCCGGAUGGGACCCUGGAUGUCAUUCUCCUCGUCUUUGUGCUGUCUUCUAUUCAUCCUGACAGGAUGCAAAGUGUUAUAAACCGACUGUCCAAGUUACUGAAACCUGGGGGAAUGCUGUUAUUUCGGGACUAUGGAAGAUAUGAUAAGACUCAGCUUCGUUUUAAAAGGGGACAUUGUUUAUCUGAAAAUUUUUAUGUUCGAGGAGAUGGCACCAGAGCAUAUUUCUUUACAAAAGGGGAAGUGCACAAUAUGUUCUGUAAGGCUGGGUUAGAUGAGAAGCAAAACCUGGUUGAUCGUCGCUUACAAGUUAAUAGGAAAAAAAAAGUGAAAAUGCACCGAGUGUGGGUUCAAGGCAAAUUCCAGAAGCCAUUACACUUGACUCAAAAAAGCUCCAACUUGGUAUUUUCAGUCCUUUCUCAUGGCUGAACUAUGUAUCAUGUUAAGGUACAAACCAGAGGAUUACACUAUUCAGAGUCUUCAGUAAAUCUUUCAUUUUUGAAAAGACAGUCAGAAGAAGAGAAUUUAUGUAUCCUGCUGUUUAUCAUGGAUGGACUGUUUUGUGCAUUUUAAGCACACAGAAGUGACUUGGAAGAGAGCACAACAUUCUGUGUUUUCAAAACUUAAUAUGCUCAAGCUUGUUUGGAUUUAUUAUGUCUUAAUCAUUUUGUUUGUUCUCUGAGUUUUAAAAGCAUUUAGGUAAAUUACUGAUAUAAGUCAGAUGAUUCUGAGAAACCAAAGCCUGCCAUUUUUUAGAAGUGAAAAAAAACAUCUCCUUUAUACAUUAGUUGAACACCGCUGAAGUCUCCUCCAUUGUUAACUGAUAGCAGAAUCAGCUUGCCUUGUUUCCAAAGAAAGUCACAAGACCAAGGCAAAGGCCUAUUUUUUUGUUUUGUUAUUGUCUGUUGUCCAUCCCCAAACCUUUUUUUUUUUUUAAUUUAGAGACUAAUGUCUGAAACAGAAUUUUAAUUUAUCUUUCCUUUCCUAAAAUAGGGGAAGUAUGACUAAUGCUAACAUUAUUUUCAGGCUAUUCUUUGGUGUACAAGUUGGAAGCCUUCUUUAAGAAGACUAUUUACCCAGGAAAAUUCUUAAAUUGUAGCAAUUAAAAUUUUUUUACUAUUUUCUGGUGGUCCAGUAGUUAAGAAUCUGCCUACCAAUGCAGGGGACACAAGUUCAAUCCCUGAUCCAGGAACUAAGAUCCCAUAUGACAUGGGGCAACUAGACCUGCACACCCUCGUGCUCCACAAGAAGAAGCCACUGCAGUGAGAAGCUCGGGCACCACAACUAGAGAGCAGCCCCAGCUCAGUGCAAGAGAAAGCCUUCGCACAGCAAUGAAGUGCCCAUGCACUGCGUCAAAGACCCAGUGCAUCCAAAAAAAUUAAAAUGUAUUUACCAUUUUGCCUCAAAAAAGAUAUAAAUUGGCUUGCAAAUUGCAUUUAGUAAAAAUGGAGUUUCUAAGACUGGUCUUUCAUUUGUUACACAAUGUAUACUGAGUACUUACUUUGUGCUGAAUUAUAUGGAAUAAUACAAUAAAUAAGUAAAGUCCCAGCCCUG
Molecule: messenger RNA, 2632 nt
Organism: Capra hircus (goat)
Lineage: Eukaryota; Metazoa; Chordata; Mammalia; Artiodactyla; Bovidae
Gene: METTL8
Product: methyltransferase like 8
Exons: 10
Coding region: 284-1507 (407 amino acids)
Molecular function (GO): tRNA (cytidine-N3)-methyltransferase activity
Source: RefSeq, a predicted model, not a curated record